Molecule: messenger RNA, 1827 nt
Organism: Kazachstania africana CBS 2517
Lineage: Eukaryota; Fungi; Ascomycota; Saccharomycetes; Saccharomycetales; Saccharomycetaceae
Gene: LAM5
Product: Lam5p
Exons: 1
Coding region: 1-1827 (608 amino acids)
Biological process (GO): intracellular sterol transport
Cellular component (GO): plasma membrane; endoplasmic reticulum membrane; mitochondrion
Molecular function (GO): sterol transfer activity; sterol binding
Source: RefSeq, a predicted model, not a curated record
AUGGCUACAAUGGAAGAAUCAAAUACCACUACAUUAGAAGAUGCUGAUGAAUUUGAUGCUUGGGAACCCGUCGACGGUGGUGACAGCGAUUUAUCGAAACAAAUAGGGGAGACAAAUUUGGGUGAUGAACUUUUGAAUAAAGAGACAUCUCCGGUAAGCAACGAUGAAACUAAUGUAUCAAAGGACUUAACUAUUGACACGGACAUCAACAAGACCAUUCCAAGUGAACAUUCAUCACCAUCAUUCAUAAAUAAUAUGAUAUCAUCUUUUAAGUUGAGAUCAGCAACUUCUCCAGCAAAUGCCGUAGCAUCACCUACCGAUUCUAUUAAGAAUCAACCUAUUUCUUCACCUAGCAUUAUUUCUCAUAGAAGAAAUACAUCAAUGAGUAGCAUUCAGAGGAGAAAUACAUCAACCAGUAGUAAUGCCAGUACUACAACUACUGCCCAUGAGAAAGAAUUGACACCUUUAGAACCGGAUUUUGAUACAAAACGAUUCAUGGAAAAUAAAUACAUGGACACAGAAUACCAUUUAGCAUCUAUUACCAGAAAUGUUGACUUUCAUAAGAUUUUCCAGAGAUCCUCGGAUGAUAAAUUGAUCGAUGAUUUUAGUUGUGCACUGAGUAAAGAUUUCCUCUAUCAAGGUAGAUUAUACGUGAGUGAGUUUAACCUUUGCUUUAUUUCGAAUAUUCUGGGCUGGAAGUCCAAAAUAGUCGAAAUUCCAUUCAAGAGAGUCACUUACAUCGAAAAGACAAGCACUGGGGGUUUGUUCCCUAACGCUAUUUCUAUCGAAACAAAAAAUGAUAAAUUUCAAUUCAAUAAUUUCAUUUCUAGAGAUAAAUGUUUCGAUCUAAUCAAAGAAGUUUGGUCUAGGAAUCUGCUGGCUAAAGAGGAAGAAGGUGAUGAAGACGAUUCAUCUUCUGAAUCUGAAGAAGAAUUGGAAAAGGAGAUUUCAAUGACAGAUUUCUCAGAUCAAAAUAUAUCUAGCUCAUUAGCGGACAAAUCAAAAUUAAUAAAUUGUUUCCAAUUCAAAACUUCAUCACCCUUUUAUGAUGAAAAUGAAACAAUCCAGUCCAGUGAAACUUUGCUGCCUGAACUGAAUAAAAAUGAAAGUAUUAUUUUUCAAACUACUCUGAAUUGUACACCAAUGCAAGCGUAUAAAAUAAUUUUCAAUGAUAGUGACUUCUUAAACGAGUUUAUAGAAUCUUUGGAUGGGUCGAAUAUUGAUAUUCCCACCGAACCUUUCAAUUUGGAAAAUCCUGUCAGGAACUAUUCCUAUGAUAAGGCAUUGAAAUAUCCUGCGGGGCCCAAAUCAACAAAAUGCAUUGUAUCUGAUGAAAUUAUUCAACUAUCAUCACGAGAAACUAUUGUAGUUGUGAAUUCGACAAGAACGCCGGAUGUACCUAGUGGUAACUCAUUCACAACAAAGUUAAAAUACAUUUUUAGAUGGAAUAAUGAAAAUAAAUGUGAAUUUUCCGUGGGAUUCUGGGUUGAAUGGACUGGUUCAAGCUGGAUCAAAUCAAUGGUGGAGAAUGGUGGCAGAAAUGGUUCUAUUGACGCCUGUAAUAUUUUGUUAGAGGUGCUAAAUAAAUAUAUUGACUCCUACAUCGAAGUUCUUGGGCUCGAGGGGAAAGAAAAUAUACCUUCAGCCCAGUCGAUCACGGAGAAACCAGUCUCAUCAACGACAGAUACUGGGGUCAAAAUUACCGAAAACAUUACCACCAGAUUGCUUUUAUUUGUUAUUGUGCUUUUGUUACUAUUGAAUGGCUAUAAUCAAGUCAAGUUACAACGCACGAUAAACAAGCUAGUAUUGAAAGUAAAUGAUUUAUGA